Messenger RNA from Rotaria sp. Silwood2, 205 nucleotides. The record is from the annotation of a GenBank genome assembly. Lineage: Eukaryota; Metazoa; Rotifera; Eurotatoria; Philodinida; Philodinidae.
AUGAAUUUAUCUUGUCAUGCUUUUGCUUUUCCUUCAACAAAUAUAACUUGGAUUUAUCGAAAUAAAAAUAAACAAUCAAAAACAAUUCAUUAUGGAGAAGAUGUUUAUAUAUCAUCACUUGAAUCAACAGAUAGUGGUUCAUAUGAAUGUAUUUCAUCAAAUGGAUAUCAUGAAAAAAUUAGUCGUUCAUUCUAUGUCACUGUUC